AUGAUAAGGAACGUAACUAAUAUUGCAAGGACCAGACUCCUAACGAGACGAGUCAUGCAACAGCCUGCGAGACCAAUUUUAGCUGCUACUAGGACUUUCUGUAAUAGCGCUGUCGUUAGGGAGAAGAAGCUGAGUAGGGUACCAUUGACAGGCAGGCCCAAGGGUUCUGAACCGGAGCAUGGUAUUGAGACGUCUAACUCCAUUGAGUUUUCAACUGGUAAAGCCAUUGCAUUAUUUCUAGUUGUGGGUGGUGUUUCUUACUAUGUUUUUACCAAUGAGAAGAAAAAGCUGGAAGCUCGUAAGGAAGCUGAGGCCAAUCGCGGCUACGGCAAGCCCUCAUUAGGGGGUCCUUUCACACUUGUCGACACGGAAGGUAAAGAGUUUACUGAGAAGAAUCUGCGUGGCAAGUUCAGCAUCGUCUAUUUCGGGUUCAGCCAUUGCCCCGAUAUUUGUCCCGACGAACUAGAUAAAUUAGGUGAAUGGCUAGAUGUUUUGGAUAAGAAGCACGAUAUACAUUUACAGCCCAUAUUUAUCACGUGUGAUCCAGCUAGAGACUCACCUGAGGUGUUGAAGCAGUACCUGAGCGAUUUCCAUGACGGUAUAAUCGGAUUAACAGGUACAUACGACCAAGUGAAGCACGCGUGCAAGCAAUACAGAGUGUACUUUUCUACACCACCAAAUGUGAAACCAGGGCAGGACUACCUGGUCGACCACUCCAUAUUCUUCUAUCUAAUGGACCCAGAAGGUAACUUCGUCGAAGCACUAGGUAGAAACUACGAUGAGACCACUGGGGUAGACAAGAUAGUACAACAGGUGAGGGCAUACCAGCCUGAGUCAGAGCGCAACAAAGCCAAGAACUCGUGGCUGUCGUUCUUGAAUAAAUAA
Nakaseomyces glabratus is the source of this 885-nucleotide messenger RNA. It is a transcript of the gene SCO1, whose product is annotated as Cu-binding protein SCO1. Gene Ontology annotation, molecular function: copper chaperone activity; copper ion binding. The record is from RefSeq and is a predicted model, not a curated record. NCBI's taxonomy places the organism in Eukaryota, Fungi, Ascomycota, Saccharomycetes, Saccharomycetales, Saccharomycetaceae. Gene Ontology annotation, biological process: mitochondrial respiratory chain complex IV assembly; intracellular copper ion homeostasis. Gene Ontology annotation, cellular component: mitochondrial inner membrane.